AUGAGGGAAGACGACAUUUUGGCGAUUAUCAAUUCCAGCGACUCUGACGUAAGUGAUUUUAGUGCUUCUGACUCAGAGUAUAUUCCGGAUUCCGAGAACGAAGUAGACGAGUCUCCGAGCGAGGAUGAUGAAGUAACGGAUAUUGAUAAUGCAAUAGUGUUAUCCAGUGAAAGUUCCAAUCUUCCAGUAGUAUGGGGAGAACCAUCAGUUUUAUUUCGUCCUCGCUUUUCUAUCACUGAAGACGUUGAGCCCAUUCUGUUGGCUCAAAUUUCAAGGAAUGCAACUGAUUUCGAAGUCUUCAAAUGCAUUUUUCCAGAAUCAUUAUUUAUUUUUAUCGCGCAGUGCACAAAUGAACGAUUGAGCAUUCUAAAAAAACAAAAAAGUUAUAAUAUUGCACCAACUGAUGCAUCAGAAAUUAAAAUUUUGUUGGGCAUUACGCUUAUAAUGGGUUAUAAUCAACUUCCAGAGAUUUCUGAUUACUGGUCCCAAAAUGAAUCCAUGGGAAAUGAGUACAUAAAAAAGGCGAUGUCGCGAACUCGUUUUCAGACCUUAAUGUCAAAAUUAUAUUUUAACUUCCCUGAGAAACCUGAAGCAGCAUCUAAGCUUUAUUAUAUAGAAGAAGUUACCAAUUGUUUGAAAUAUACGUUUGUCAAAACUCGUACCGAUAGUUUGCGUCAAAGCAUCGAUGAGUCCAUGGCAAAAUUUAAAGGUCGAUCUUCUCUAAAGCAAUAUCUUCCGAUGAAACCGACUAAACGUGGCAUAAAAAUUUGGCAAAGGUGUGAUUCUAAAACUGGUUAUACAUAUGAUUUUAAUAUUUAUGCGGGUAAAGAGGAAUGCUCAACAUUAUCAGGAACUUUAGGGGAGAGAGUCGUUUUUAAAUUGUGCAAAACUAUUCGAAAUCCAGAUACUGUGUUGGUUUUUGACCGUUUUUUCACCUCAUAUAAUCUGAUGAAAACUUUGCCAUUUGCUUGCGUAGGAACAUGUAUUCAAAAUAGAAAGAACUUGCCAACCAUUAGUGACCAUUUGAAGAAAGGUGAAUGUAAAUUUUGCAUUAGCGAAACCGGUAUAAUGGUAGCAAAAUGGCAGGACUCAAGUGAAGUUAUUGUUAUGAGUAACUGUCAUAGUCCUACAAUGUCCGCAGUCUUCAGAAAGCAAAAAGAUGGUUCAAGGGUUGUUACUAACUGUCCUAAAGCAUUGGCUUUCUAUAAUGAGAACAUGGGAGGAGUUGACAUAUCUGAUGAAAAGGUUAAAACUUAUGAACAGAACAGAAAAUCAAGCAAAUGGUGGCGUAAAGUAUUUUUCAAGCUUCUCAUGACAUCUAUUAACAGCUCAUUGCGCAAGGAAGAGUUGGGACAAAAGUCAAAAGGACAUCUACAACAAAAGGACCCAGGUCAAAAAGAGCAAAAAAAAUGUUUAACGUGGGAGAUCAUAUGCCAGUAA
Bactrocera tryoni is the source of this 1440-nucleotide messenger RNA. RefSeq names its product piggyBac transposable element-derived protein 4-like. The transcript has 2 exons. Lineage: Eukaryota; Metazoa; Arthropoda; Insecta; Diptera; Tephritidae. The record is from RefSeq and is a predicted model, not a curated record. Bases 1 to 1440 code for a protein of 479 amino acids.